UCAUUGUCAAAUGUCAAAACAACAAACCAAACAACCAUGGCGGCUGUUGUUUCAGAUUCAGAAAUUACAAAAAGUGAUAAAUAUUCAAUACUUUUACCCACAUACAACGAACGAGAGAACUUGCCGAUCAUAAUAUGGCUCUUAAUUAAAUAUUUAGAUAACAGUGGGUACGAUUACGAAGUCAUCAUUAUUGACGAUGGGAGUCCCGAUGGAACUUUGGACGUUGCAAAACAAUUGCAGAAAUUGUAUGGGUCCUCCAAAAUUAUAUUACGACCAAGGGAGAAGAAACUAGGAUUAGGGACAGCUUACAUACAUGGCAUAAAACAUGCUACCGGAAACUUCAUCAUCAUUAUGGACGCUGAUUUAAGCCAUCACCCCAAAUUCAUUCCCAAAUUUAUUGAACUGCAAAGGAAACAUGACUAUGACCUGGUGUCGGGCACGAGGUACCAAGAUGGCGGAGGCGUCUACGGCUGGGACUUCAAGAGGAAACUGAUAUCGCGCGGUGCUAACUUCCUUACACAGCUGCUUCUGAGGCCGGGCGCUUCAGACCUUACCGGAUCCUUUAGAUUGUACAAAAAGGAUGUCUUGCAGAAAUUGGUUGACAGCUGCGUUUCCAAAGGCUAUGUGUUUCAAAUGGAAAUGAUCAUUAGGGCGCGUCAAUUGGACUAUACUAUCGGAGAAGUGCCAAUAACAUUUGUUGACCGCGUCUACGGCGAGUCCAAACUGGGCGGCUCAGAAAUAUUCCAGUUCGCAAAGGCUCUGCUUUACCUCUUCGCAACUACGUAGUUUUUAUACAUUCCUGUUGUAUUUUUUUAUGAAUAAAGUGUUAUCUAUACUAAUAUUAUAAAGCUGAAGUUUGUUUGUUU
Molecule: messenger RNA, 866 nt
Organism: Amyelois transitella
Lineage: Eukaryota; Metazoa; Arthropoda; Insecta; Lepidoptera; Pyralidae
Gene: Dpm1
Product: dolichol-phosphate mannosyltransferase subunit 1
Exons: 5
Coding region: 37-786 (249 amino acids)
Biological process (GO): GPI anchor biosynthetic process; protein O-linked glycosylation via mannose
Cellular component (GO): endoplasmic reticulum membrane
Molecular function (GO): dolichyl-phosphate beta-D-mannosyltransferase activity
Source: RefSeq, a predicted model, not a curated record